GAAAAGAGGGAGCGCUCAACAUACACAGCUAGAGGGAUGCUCCACCAGAGGAUAGCGGCAUCAUUAGCACGCGCACGCGCCGCUCUAUUACCGCGUUCUACUCCAGGAGACAAUAAGACACAGUGACACAUACUUGGAAUUUAAACCGGUGUCAUAAAUCACCGCACCGGCUCUAGCACAUGAGGACUUAUUUUAGUGCCGCUGAAAAUGCCUCAUGCACUGGUCCAGGUCAGACUGACCAAUACCUACCACUACAAGCUCAUAUGAGAGGUCCCGGGUGUUGUGUUGUCUGCUCCUGUGUUUUGACGGAGCACCACGACCCAGAUCCAGUCUACUUGCCUCAAGGACCCCACAUCCACUCCCCCUUUUUGUCUCGACAUUAUUGUACAUCACUGCAGCUGGCAGCUUCCGGUGGAAAAUCCAGACAGCUCUGCUCUCUCUCCGACUCGCUGAUGAACUGAAACUUGUCAGGCGGCAGUGAAGUGAUGAGACUUGCUUUGAGAAGUGGGUGCCAGAGGGGUCUCACAAGCCUCUGCCUUCAUCAUUUAUAAGGUUAUUGGAAUUUUCCAGCAUAUUUUGUGUCAAAGCCGCUGCCAAAGGUGUGCCACUAAACCAAAAACGAGCCAGGAAGGAGGUGCCAGCCGUUCAUUGGAGAGAGAGAGAUGUGGCUGCAGGGGCAGCGAGCGGCUCUGGCUGUGCUGCCAAUCAUUGUGCUGCUGUGGAAGAAGGUGGCUCCCAUCGACGUCCCUCUAGACCCAAGGAUCCAGCAGGACUUGAAACAGCCCCCUACCAUUGUGAAGCAGUCUGUGAAGGACUACAUUGUAGAUCCCCGAGAUAACAUCAUCAUUGAGUGUGAGGCCAAGGGGAACCCUGUGCCAAUGUUUUGGUGGAGGCGGAAUGGAAAGUACUUUAAUGCAGAGAAAGACCCGCGUGUGUCCAUGCGGAAGCGCUCCGGUACUUUGGAAAUAAGCUUCAAGACUGGAGGAAAGCCUGAAGAGUAUGAAGGAGAAUACCAGUGCUUCGCUUCAAAUGACCUUGGCACUGCAGUUUCCAACAAAAUACUCCUACGAGUAUCCAAGUCUCCACUGUGGCCUAAAGAGGUUCUGGAGCCAGUGGUGGUCAGUGAGGGGUCUCCGCUGAUCCUGCCCUGCAAUCCACCUCCUGGCCUGCCUCCUCCGAACACCUUCUGGAUGAACAGUGCCAUGAUGCCCAUAACACAGGACAGCCGGGUGUCAAUGGGACUGAAUGGGGACCUCUAUUUCUCCAAUGUGUUAGCUAAGGAUGCUAGCACUGACUACAGCUGCAAUGCUCGAUUUCUCUUCACGCACACCAUCCAGCAGAAGAACCCCUUUUCCCUGAAAGUCAUGACAAAGGAGCCUUAUAAUGACACACACUCCUCUCUGAACGACACUGACCUGUAUGGUGCACGCAAAAUUCCUGAAAAUGCACCUAGCUUUCUCUCUCCCUCUGGAUUGCACAGCUCCAAGAUGGUGCUCCGUGGGGAAGACCUUCUUUUGGAGUGUAUCGCUGCAGGAGUCCCAACCCCUAACGUCAAGUGGUUUAAGAAUGGCGGGGAUCUGCCGGAAAGGAAGGUGAAGUUUGAGAACUACAAUAAAACUCUGCGUAUCGUUUCUGUGUCAGAGGAGGACUUAGGAGACUACGUCUGCAUGGCCAGUAAUAAGAUUGGCAGCAUUCGACACUCUAUCUCGGUUCAAGUAAAAGCUGCUCCCUAUUGGCUCAAUAAGCCUACCAACCUGGUGCUUGCCCCAGGUGAGAAUGGACAGUUGGUAUGCCUAGCCAGUGGAAACCCUAAGCCCAGCAUUGAGUGGCUAGUAAAUGGAGAGCCAAUAGAGAGUUCGUUGCCGAACCCGAGUAGGGAUGUGGUAGGUGAUGCAAUCAUCUUCAGGUCUGUGCAAAUCAGCACCAGUGCUGUGUACCAGUGCAAUGCCUCAAACGAACAUGGAUACCUGCUGGCCAACGCUUUCGUCAACAUACUAGAUAUGGCACCUCGCUUGCUGGGCCCCAAGAACCAGCUGAUUAAAGUGAUUGAGAAUCAUCAAGCCUUCCUGGACUGCCCUUUCUUCGGUUCACCAUAUCCAGACGUGCGCUGGUUCAAGAAUGGCCAUGGCAUUGUUCUGGACGGUGUAAAGUAUAGGUUACAUAACAAUGGUACACUGGAGAUCAAGCGGGCUCGCCCUGAAGACCAAGGAACAUACACGUUCGUGGCCAGCAACAUCCUGGGCAAGGCUGAGGAUCAAGUCCGCUUGGAAGUCAAGGAGCCAACACGAAUAGUCCGGAUCCCAGAGCACCUCUCUGCCAAUCGUGGAAGUCUGGCCCGGUUUGACUGCAGAAUCAAACACGACCACACACUCCCUAUCACAGUCAGCUGGUUUAAAGAUGACAAGCCCCUCGGUUUUGGUUGGAUGAGCAAGUAUAAGAAGGAUGAGGACUCAAUGUCGAUCCACAACAUCCACAGUGACGAUGAGGGAACCUACACAUGCACAGUCACGACAGAGUUAGAUCAAGAUUCUGCCUCUGCCCGCCUUACUGUACUGGAAGAUGAUUCCCUGUCUCCCUCAAAACCUAGUGCCUUCGCAGAUCGUCCUGAUCCUCCUGAGGACCUGGAGCUCUCGGACCUAUCAGCGCGCUCUGUCCGCCUCACCUGGGUCCCCGGCAAUGAAAACAACAGCCCUGUCACCCAAUUCCUUGUUCAGUAUGAAGAGAACCGGUUGAGACCAGGUGAAUGGCAAAAUCUGUCCAGUUAUGCAGGUGACCAGAACUCAGUGACCCUGCAGCUGUCUCCCUUUGUGAAUUACCAGUUCCGAGUCAUCGCAAUUAAUAGCGUGGGCCAGAGCCGCCCCAGCCUUCCCUCCACCCGCUACCAGACCAGCGGAGCUCCCCCUGAUGUUGCCCCUAGUGGCCUUAAAGGGUGGGGCACUGGAAAGACCAACAUGGAGAUCUCUUGGCAGCCCUUAUUGGACACACAAAGGAAUGGACCUGAACUACGUUAUAUUGUAUCAUGGAGGAGGAAAGACCAUGAAGAGGAGUGGAAUAAUGUAACCACCAUCAGUACAAAGCAUGUGGUCAGGGAUACAGAGACGUAUGUCCCCUACGAGCUUAAAAUCCAGGCAGUCAAUGACUUUGGACGAGGCCCAGAAACAAACAUAGUCAUUGGUCACUCAGGGGAGGACAAACCCUCUGCUGCCCCUGCUGACCUCAGGGUGUCAAAGAUUGACAGCACCAAAGUGAAUGUGCACUGGGUUCCUGUCGACCCCAGAAACAUUCAUGGAGAAUUUAAAGAGUACAGACUGUACUAUUGGAGGGAGGCCAGCCUGUUGAAGGGUCUGAGGGUGACCAAGGAGAAGAAGACGAAAGGUUUCUACAGCGAUGUGUCUCAGAGCACUGGCAUCCUUACUGAUCUGAUCCCUUACAGCAAAUACAGCAUGUACAUGGUCAUAGCCAACAGUAAAUUCGAGGGACCGCACAGCAAAAUAGUGGAGUUUGAGACCAAGGAAGGCGUGCCAGGGGCUCCAAAGUUCUUUAAAAUUGUUCAGAGGAACACAGACACCAUUCACCUGGAGUGGGACAAGCCUCUUGAGCCAAAUGGCAUUCUGAUCGGAUACACACUCAAGUAUAAUACAGUUAAUGGGACACAGGUGGGCAGUCAGCAAGUUCAGAGCUUUUUCCCCAAUGAGACAGAAUAUACGAUUCGUCUGCCUGACCGCUUUACCCGCUACAAGUUCUACCUGUCUGCUCGGACGCAGGUUGGAUCUGGAGAGGUCUAUGCUGAGGAGUCACCUCACUUUGCCAAUGAAGACUUUAUCACUUCAGGUACUGACUCUGCAGGUGUAGUGAUUGAUUCUACAGAUGCCUUGGUGUUUGCAACUCCUCCUCCCCCUCUUCCCCCAACCACCGUCCUGACUACAACCAUUAGUACCUCAACAACUACUACCAUUGCCCCUACUACUGCUGCUACCCCCACUACUCCUGCUCCAACUACUGCAACAACUCCAACUACAACCACCACUACUACCUCCAGCACUACAACUCUCCCUACCCCACCUUUCACCACCAAGCGGGUGGAUAUGAACAUGCUGGCCCCGCAUGUAAAGAUCUGGAAUCUGACCGUGGAUGCUAACAGUGACUAUGCUAACGUCAGCUGGAAGCACAACUUCCCUGUUGACAGCAGCGAGUUUGUGCUAGAGUUCACACUGGACAGUAAUGGCCCUAUGAAAAGUGUGCUGUUCAAACACCAACCCCCCAUUAAAUUGGCUGGGCUGACAGCUGGGGCCAAGUACCGGCUACGUGUCUAUUCCCAUGAGCAGCCUAGCAUCACCAGCGAGUAUGUCACCUUCGAGACCAGCGGAGCCUACAGCAAGGAUCAGGUAGACAUUGCCACGCAGGGCUGGUUCAUUGGUCUCAUGUGUGCCAUCGCACUUCUGGUCCUCAUCCUGCUCAUCGUUUGCUUCAUAAAGAGGAGCCGAGGAGGAAAAUACCCAGUGAGAGAGAAAAAAGACCUGCCUUUGGACCCUGUAGACCAGAAAGACCAGGAUGGAUCAUUUGAUUACCAGAAUGAGAACAGGUCUCUUGAAAGGGAAAGUAGCGAUGAGGACAACAAACCUCUGCAGGGCAGCCAGACAUCUCUGGAUGGAAAUGUGAAGGAAAGCGAUGACAGUCUGGUGGAUUAUGGAGAGGGAGGGGACGGGCAGUUCAACGAGGACGGCUCCUUUAUCGGCCAAUACACAGUCAAAAAGGACAAGGAGGAGACGGAGGGCAAUGAAAGCUCAGAGGCCACUUCACCUGUUAAUGCCAUCUACUCACUGGCGUAGAGCCUCCUUCGCCUCCGCCCUGGGGACAGCACCGCCAGGAAGCUGGAGGCCUGCAAAUACACGAAUAUUUAAGCCAAUAUAUGUAGAGAGAGAGCAAAAUGGAAACACACAUUACACAGAACGCUGAGAUGCCUUGUCCCCAUGAAAAGAAGAGGGUCAAAGGUCAAAAGCAGACCCUAUCCCCACACUAUUUGGAGGGGAAUUUAGAGCAGUGCCUCUGUCCCUAAGCCCCACACAGACUGUAGUGUGUCUAUAGGGCAAAGGGGCAUAGGGAAAGGGACGGCAACUUGGGACUUUAAAGCAUUUUGUGUGGCUUUUUUAUUUUAUUUUUAGAAAUCCCAAACCCGCUUUUACCCCUGACUCCCUCUCUGUAGCUAGCAUCAAAGAAAAGGAGACACAAGCGGCAGUCCUGUGACAUAUCAACUGUGGGCCGACUCCGCAAAGGGACGUCGGCAAAUGUGUUUAUCAUAUUGAUAUUUCAGCAACGAAAGAUCUGUUUCUUUUUCCUUCUCACAGCCGAUAGAUGUGUCAAAAAAAAAAGAUACAUGAAUGCUGUAAACAGUGCCGGCACAGCUUGCUGUGCCAUUCAAAGCUAUGCACUAUGUAUUACCACUCUACAUUUUCUUUGGUUUGAAAUCGGGUGAUAAAACUUCUCAUUUUCUUUUUUAAAUGUUGUCUUGCGCAAAAAGCUAAACCUUAAAUCUCUGAAAUGCUAUACUUCCUAUACCUGGCAUCCUCCCUGCAGAUAUGUAUGUUUUCAUUUGCUGCUUAUCGAAAACUUUUGCGAGUACAUUUUCAUUGGCUGCAGCUUUAGCAUUGCCAUAAUCGCCACUGAAAUUUAUAGGUCCCAACCCAAGCACCAUCACUCGUAAAAUGUUGAGAAAAGAUAUUAUUUUGAAGCAUGGUAGACAUUUAGUGCAAGAGACAAUGGAUAGGAUGAAAAGAAGACUUUAUCUCUUUUAGGGAGACAUUAUGUUGGAAAAAACACAAUUGUAUAAUCAUUUUUCAUAACUGACACUAAAUAUUAGAAUGACGAUAAUGAUGAUCAUGAUGAUGGACCUGAUGGUCACCAUUGUUGUAGUAUUUGGGCCUUUGUUUUCAUAACAGAUUGUGCAGGGAGUUUAGGACAGUUGAGAUGCAAAUGUAGGUGGACUGCUAUAAAAACGUGUAGAAGCAGUAAAUACUGAAUGGCUUUCUUAACAGAGAGAAAAAGUCACAUAUGUGUAUUUUUUCCUUGAUUGGAAAAUUGACCUAUCUUGCUCUGUCCAAAAAUGUGUUGUUUCAUAGCAACUGUUGCAAGGUUUGCUUUGUAGGAAAAUCCAUGUAAGAAAUUCUAGCACACAAUUCUUUUUUUUGUUUUGUUUUUGUUCAAAAGCCUACAUUUAUUGUCAUAUUUGAAAUGAUAUUUAUUUUUAAUAUAUGUAUGAAAGUUAAGAUAGAUGCUAAGUAGAUUUUUUGACAAUCAAGUAUUGUCAUUGUAAUUAAAACUUUUGAUUAGCUACAACAACAUAACCCAGUUUUUCUAUCGCUAGAAGUUUUCCUUAUAGGUCUGCACAGGCAUGAAAGUGAACCCGUCCCUUACCUGCAAGUCCCAACCUGAACCUGCCCAGUUUUGUACUGCCAAAUUUGACAACCAAAUCCAGCCCGAACCCACCUGCAUGUAUUAAUAGAGAUAGAUUCUUGCACCAACGCUUUGCUACUAAGUGAUUGAGUUGAAUGAUGAAAAUGAACUAAAAUGAACUCUUACCUGACUACCACUUAAAAUACUAUUGCAUAGUACAUGGCUGCUAUAGUACAUAUUUUAUCUGGUAUAAUGACCAGGACGUAAUGUUUUCACAAUGAAGAUAUCUUGAGUGUAGUAGGACUUUGUUGCACACAUACUAGAUUAUACUAAAGAGAGAGAGAGAGAGCACAAGAGGAGAAAAAGUCUGUGUUAAUUUUACAGUACAUAGGCAUAUUCCUUCAAAUAAAAUCAAAUCUACUACAUAAAAAAUCACCACUAGCCUGAUGUUGUACAUAAAAAAUCGGCUCAAAUCCAGCCCGAAAGUUGAUAAUAUGUCAGGCUACAAAAGGUUCGGAUGGGGUAGCAGACUUCUGUUUCCAGCCUUGCAACAGUUACGCAUGAAUGCAUUUGUGGUCGGAGCGUGGAUAGGUCAGUUGACUGUAUGAAAAUGAGUUAAAAACAAUGUUAGAGCCAGCAGAUGUCGCAUGCUUUCUUUCUAGAGCUUGGCCUCAACACUGCCCACAAAAGCCAUGCAUCUGUAAGUCUAGUGCCACUUAAAAGUGGUGGAUGUGACCACUAAGCUUCUGCACUCACAAAUACAGCGCCACUUUUUAUACUGCACCAAUAUAGUCACUUCCCCCCAGAGGGCUGGUUGUAUGUAGAAUCAAUUAUUUAUUUGUAUUUAAUUUAUACCAUUUGUAGGACUAAUGGAUUAACGUUGACUUUAACGAACGCCCAAUUUUAACUGCUUGUCUCACAGGGUCAAUAAUCAUGACUCUCAACACAAAUUGAAAGCUGCAUCACGAAAGCUUCUUACCUAACUUAUGGUAAAUAUAUACUUUAAUAGAUCUAUAUUAGACCCAUACUAUAUGGCAAUAGAUGGGCGAUGGAUUUCUGCUGUACACUAACAAACUAUACUGUUGCCAUUAAAUGUAUGGUUUUGUCUCUUGAUUGUGCUGCUCUUUUAGUAUUACUGUUAUUGUAUUACUGUUAUAAUGUGUUGAUAUAUUUAGAAUUUAUUUAAUGUACACUUUUCCAUGACACAGAAAGGAAAUAUUGUUUAUUAAUUUUGCUCAGAAUAGGUCAUGUCCUCUUUCAUCUGUGUAAAUAUUGGUUUUCUCGACUUCACACUUUACAAAGGAGCGGAACAGCAGUGUACUCAGUGCAUCCCAAAAUGGUAGAUGCUGUGAAUGCAUUUCAAAUAUUACUAAGCUUUGAUUGGAUAUUUUCUUACACUCGACCUUUAUGAUUGGCUCAGUACUGGUCUGGGGUAUUUGAAUGAGGCUAACUUGUGCCCCCUCUUUGUUUUGUAUUGUAUGUAAGUGGCAUUGCUGUUCUCUCUGUUCAUUUGUUACCAUUUACCUACACAGAAUUUUGGGUAGGAAUCUUACAUGAUGUACAUAGUGAGUGCUCUAAAACUCUUGUAGCAUUCUGCAUCCUUCUACAGAGGGUGAAGCUUAAUCUUUGUCUUGGUGAUCAAAUGGCAGUGUGUGAGGCGAAGUAUGUUUUUUUUUUUUUAUCACUUCCUGUUUAUACGACACUUUGCCUCAGUGUUGUCCAAUCAGACUGCAGUCCUGUUCUCCUAUCAUGCCUUUCACUUGACAUUAGUAGAGGAUCAUACUGAUGAUGUUGAGCGCUCUGUGGAAGGGCUCUAAAUCAGGUCCAAGGCGAUCCUGAAAUCGAUGUGAUGUCCUCGAUAAAUGCCUUCACGUUAAAGAGAGCUUUGUUUGGUGAACUCAUUGAAAACUCAUGUUGGACUUUUCAUCAGUUUCUGCGUUUUCCGAUACCUCAAAGCAAUAUUCUACCUGUUUGUUUUUCUCAUUGUCCUUGUUUUCAUUCCCGUCGAGUAAUCUGCCACCAGAACUUUUACUGCACCCUACAGAUGAUGAUUUACAAGCACAGACAAUUCACAGAGGAAUAGUGACUGUGAUCUCUGUGGCUUGUAGUCAUUUAGAGUGACCACUUUGAGGGUAACUGUGUUUUAUGGAAAUGCACACUCUUAAAAACAAAGGUUCUUUGGAGCGAUGUCAUAGAACUACUUUUGGUUUUCCUAAAACAGCCUUUCAAUGGAGGUGUGAAAUUUUUUUUUUAGUUUACAUAACUUUACAUAAUGUAAAGGUUCUAUACCAAUUAAAGGUCCUCUAAAGAGCUAAAGUCUAUCCUAAGACUUUUAGGAACCUGCAUUUUUAAGAGUGUAGAAAGCCAGUGAUCAUGGUACACCCAAACCUGCUCAGAAAUGGAAGAUAGGAGUUGUUUUGUGUGUCUGUAUUUUCCCUUUGCACUCACCUCUUUGACAGCUGCAUUUGCUGUCCUCAUAGAUGCUUUUCUUUUUCCAUAAAGACAAAAAAGGGAAUGGACUGGUGAAGUUCAGAACAGAUAAUAUAUGAAUAUGUUGUUGCACAUGAAGUUUAUUCUGUCUUUCUUACAUCUUCAGUCUGUCUGUGUGCUGGUUUCUGGCUUAAUGUAUACUCUGCUCUAGUCAGUAUACUCUACUCAGCUAGAAAAAGUGUGUUUUAAAUAUCAAGUGUCAAAGAGUUGAAAACAUAGAUUAUGCACUUCUGCAUUUCAACAGGAUUUUUUUCUCAUCUCAGAUUUUUGUUUUUUAUGAAUUCUGUAAAAAGCAGAAUUAUCACAUCAUAUUUCACAGAUUCAAAUUAUUAUUAUUAUUAUUAUUAUUGUUAUUAUUAUUAUUGCUGUUGUUAUUCAAAACACUAGUUUUGUAUCAAAAUCUGUUCCUUUUUUCUGUCAUCAGUGUCCCAAGACAGCUCUUUGAUUUAUUGCUUCUGCCUGCAGGGUAACAGUGUUUUAUGUAAAUCUAGUCAAAAAGAAAAAUGGCAUAUUACCAUAUUCACCAUGUAUGCGUGUAUGAUGAGAUGCUGCAACUUAAUCUGCUAGGCAAGCCUUUCUUUUUAGUAAAGCUCUGUCAUUUUCUCUA
Pygocentrus nattereri (red-bellied piranha) is the source of this 9487-nucleotide messenger RNA. It is a transcript of the gene nfasca, whose product is annotated as neurofascin homolog (chicken) a. The record is from RefSeq and is a predicted model, not a curated record. NCBI's taxonomy places the organism in Eukaryota, Metazoa, Chordata, Actinopteri, Characiformes, Serrasalmidae. Gene Ontology annotation, molecular function: cell-cell adhesion mediator activity. Bases 663 to 4829 code for a protein of 1388 amino acids. Gene Ontology annotation, biological process: brain development; cell-cell adhesion. The transcript has 36 exons.